UCGAGUAGAUCGACAAGGCGGGUUUCGCCCUGAUCUCGCGUAUCACACGCUGCUGACUCUCAAGGUGACUUGGCGCACCCCGAAGAACUUGUCGUACAAAGCAAUUGGAAACUGGCUGACGCCGUGACAAAACUACAUUCUGCCUUCCGUUUACAAUGGCCCGCCGGGGACUGCUUAAAGCUGCCUAUGCGAUGAUCUUCGUGCUGGUCAUAGGAUCUGCGAGUCGUUCCUCCAACAAGGAUCCUCACACCUUUGAAGGCCGAGACGUGAUAGUACAACUGUUUCAAUGGCGAUAUAAGGACAUCGCUGAAGAGUGCGAAGAGUUCCUGGGUCCACACGGCUACGGUGGCGUUCAGACGUCUCCAGUCCACGAGCACGUCAUCCUCUUCGGGGACGAGGUGAAAAGACCCUGGUACGAGGGCUACCAGCCAGUCAGCUAUAAAUUGCAGAACCGUAUAGGCGAUGAAAGAGAGUUCCAAGACAUGGUACGGCGUUGCAACAGGGCUGGGGUCAGGAUCUAUGUGGACACCGUGAUCAACCACAUGACGGCAGCCUCGGGGAGCGCGAACGGAACAGCGGGCAGCAGCUACGACGCUGAAGGUCACUACGAGGCCGUUCCUUACAGCCCCGAGGACUUCCACACCAAGCAGCAGUGCGGCAGCCCAUCGGGAAACCUUGAAAAUAUGUUCGACAUAAAUCAGGUCCGCAACUGCCGCCUGGUCGGUCUGAUUGACCUGGACCAGAGCAGGGAGAACGUUCGAGACGAGCAGGUCCGCUUCCUGAACAAGCUCAUCGGCAUGGGCGUGGCCGGAUUCCGCGUCGACGCCGCCAAGCACAUGUGGCCCGAGGAUCUGAAAGUCAUCUACGGCAGGAUGAACAACUUGAGCGCAGAGUUCUUUCCCGCCGGAGCAAGGCCCCUCAUCUACCAGGAAGUGAUCGAUGUCCGCAAUGGCGAGCCAGUCACCCGGGACCAAUACACCGGCUUCGGACGAGUUACCGAGUUUCUUUACGGAGUAAACAUGGGCGCCGUGUUCCGAAAGCAAGACGGGAGACAGCUGAAAGACCUCCGUAAUUUCACGAAGAGCUGGGACCUGAUGCCUUCGGGUGACGCACUGUCCUUCCUGAGCAACCACGACAACCAGCGUGGUCACGGCUAUGGAGGAGACGUGGUGCUGACCUUCUUCGACGCCCGCCUCUACAAGAUGGCCACGGCUUUGCUCCUGGCCUUGCCUUACGGUCUACCGAGGAUCACGAGCAGCUACCGCUGGCAGAGGAACGUCGUGGACGGAAAGGACACCAACGACUGGGUGGGUCCUCCGGCGGAUUCGGAUUGGAACAUCAAGCCGGUUGUCCGCGAGCUCAACGGUACCUGCGGAAACGGAUGGGUCUGCGAGCACAGAUGGCCCGAGGUCUCCAACCUCGUUGAGCUUCGCAAGGUAGCCGGCGAAGCCCCCGUGACGCACUGGUGGGACAACGGUGGGCACGCGAUUGCCUUCGGCCGCCGAGGCCGCGCCUUCGUCGUCAUCAACAACGAAGACCGCCCUGUGGAGAGCGUAUUCCAAACGGACCUGCCACCGGGGCUUUACUGCGACGUCGUGACUGGUGGCAAGGCCCAAAAGGGCUGCAAGGGGAGAUUGUUUCGAGUCUCGGCCGAACAGACAAGCAGGAUCCUCGUCAACAGUGCCUGGGACGUCCCAAUGGUUGCCAUUCACGUCGAGGCACGUCUCUAAGAAUCCAAUUAGUUUCAUAGCCUACGAUGCGAACUAAUGUUUUUUUUUUUUAGAAGCCAGUUAGCCAAGCAUGUUUCAACUCUCUUCCAUUGAAAGAAAAAGAGAGAUUCUUGUCGAAAGAAAACAAAACACUUGGCUUACGAAAUAAAUUCCGGCAUUCGUUGUUAAUAAAA
Ixodes scapularis (black-legged tick) is the source of this 1903-nucleotide messenger RNA. RefSeq names its product alpha-amylase. Gene Ontology annotation, biological process: carbohydrate metabolic process. Gene Ontology annotation, molecular function: alpha-amylase activity; cation binding. The transcript is spliced from 7 exons. Bases 156 to 1730 code for a protein of 524 amino acids. The record is from RefSeq and is a predicted model, not a curated record. Lineage: Eukaryota; Metazoa; Arthropoda; Arachnida; Ixodida; Ixodidae.